Messenger RNA from Rubroshorea leprosula, 496 nucleotides. The record is from the annotation of a GenBank genome assembly. NCBI's taxonomy places the organism in Eukaryota, Viridiplantae, Streptophyta, Magnoliopsida, Malvales, Dipterocarpaceae.
CCUCUCAAAAAAAAUUAGAGUCCCAAACCAAAUGGCGUCAUUUUCCUCUCAAAAACCCAACCCUGCUGUUCAUCUUUUCUCUUAAAAAUCCAGCCCCUGCUUCUCGCCUCCUCCGAUUCCUUCAAUUUUUCACUCAAAAAACCCACUAGUAAUGUCGCCGCCUUUGCAAUCAUCUCCAACUCUCCCUUUCCCCCUUUUACCUCAUAGGCAGAGUCGAGGAGGUGAGGAGGCAAUGGAGAUGAUUGCAAAAGGGACAAAGAAGGAGAUGGGGAUGAUUGUUGGAGGAGGUGAGGAGCAGGGGUUAGAUUUUUGAGAGAAAAGAUGAACAGUAGGGUUAGGUUUUUGAGAGGAAAACGAUACCGUUUAGUUGGGACUCCAAUUUUUUUUGGGAGGUGGGACUGACGCCCACUUUCCCCUAUAUAUGUAUAUAUAUAUAUUACACUAAAGGCAUAUAUUUCAGAUUGAUAAUGGUCUAGAAUAACUAUCAAAGGCUUCA